AAGGAACAUUUGCUGCACACUUUUAUUAAUGGAGGCUCGUCUUAUGAAGUUGGUGGGCAAUUCACGUGGUUUAUUCUUAAUGCAGAAGCUGGGUUCGUUGAAUCUUAUGCCCUUACCCCCGCGUUUCCUCCUCCUCUACCACUCAGAAGCACAAAUCAAGUUCCUUCUCGGACCAAUCGAGCCCGAUACAUGCGUUUCAUUGAUCAAGCAAUGCAGAACCAUCCAAUCUUUGAAAUCCGUCCACGCUUCAAUGCUCAGAUCACAUCUUCACUCAAACCUCUUCUUCUCCACCAACCUCAUUUCUCAAUACGCCUCUCUAGGCUCCAUGUCUCAUGCCUACUCCAUCUUCUCUUCGAACCAAUCGUCGGAUGUCUUCCUCUGGAAUGUAAUGCUCCGUGGCUUCGUCGACAAUGGAUUAUAUAACCGUUCCAUGCUUCUGUACAGAAAAAUGCUACUACGGGGCAUUCAACCCGACAAUUUUACGUACCCUUUCAUUCUCAAGGCAUGUGGAUGUGUUAGGGAUCUUGAGUUUGGGGUUAUAGUUCAUGGUAACCUGAUAGAAUCUGGGUAUGAUUCAGAUGUCGUCGUUGGUAAUUCACUCGUUACCAUGUACGGUAAGUGUGAGCGUCUUGAUAUUUCUCGGCUAGUGUUCGAUAAAAUUGCUGAAAGAAAUAUAGUCUCUUGGAGUUCAAUGAUUGGUGCAUGUGCACAGAAUGGGCAAUACGAGGAAGGGCUAUCGUUGUUCUCGCGAAUGUUGGAUGAGGGAAUCAGACCAAACAGGGCUCUUAUCUUAAAUGUGAUGUCCUGUGUACACAGAGAAAACGAUGCUGAUGAUGUCUGUAGAAUUGUGAUAGAUCAUGGAGUUGACUUGGAUCGGCCUGUCCAAAAUGCAGCAAUGGGGAUGUAUGCGCGAUGUGGGAGAAUUGACAUCGCUCGAAGAUUCUUUGAUGGAAUCCUCGAGAAGGAUUUGAUGUCUUGGGCAGCCAUGAUUGAAGCUUAUGUGCAAACUGAUUUGCCUCUUACAGCCUUAGAGCUCUUUAAACAGAUGGUAUUGGAAAGAAUCCCUCUUGAUUCCGUCAGCCUUUUGAGUGUGAUUCAUGCUUGUUCAAAUUUAGCUUCUUUCCAGCAAGCACGCUUCAUUCAUGGGUUCAUUACUCGGAGAUUUCUUGAAAACCAAAUAUCAGUUGAAACUGCUUUAGUUGACCUCUAUGUUAAAUGUGGAAAUUUGUUAUAUGCUAGGAACAUUUUUGAUAACAUGCGGGAAAGAAAUAUAAUCUCAUGGAGUACCUUAAUUUCAGGAUAUGGAGUACAUGGCCAUGGCAGAGAAGCGCUCUACCUAUUUGAUCAGAUGAAGGACUCGAUAAAGCCUGACCAUAUUGCAUUUCUAUCGGUGUUGUCUGCCUGCAGUCAUGGUGGGUUGCUUGUGGAAGGAUGGGAGUGCUUCAAUUCCAUGAGUAGAGAUUUUAACGUUACACCAAGAUCUGAGCAUUAUGCAUGUAUGGUUGACCUGUUGGGUCGAGCUGGUCGGCUGAAUGAAGCUCAUGAUUUUAUUGAAAGAAUGCCUACGUGGCCAGAUGCUGGUGUCUGGGGAGCAUUGCUUGGAGCAUGUAGAAUUCAUUUAAAUGUAGAACUCGCUGAAGUUGCUGCAAAAUCUUUAUUUCAGUUAGAUUCAGAUAACCCUGGUCGGUACGUUCUAUUGUCCAACAUUUAUGUGUCAUCAGGCAAAAGGAACAAAGCUAAUAUGAUUAGAGCUCUGAUGAAACAAAGAGGGUUGAGGAAAAUUGCUGGCCACACAAUUAUAGAGAUUAAGAACAAGAUCUAUACAUUUGUUGCUGGGGAUCAGUCACACCCACAAACUAAUUUGAUAUAUUCUGAAUUGGAGAAAGUGAUGCAUAGGAUUCGACAGGCUGGGUAUACACCUGAUCUGAACUUUGUAUUGCAUGAUGUGGAGGAAGAGAUGAAGGAGAAGCUAUUGUAUGCGCAUAGUGAGAAGUUGGCAAUUGUGUUUGGGCUACUGAAUACAGGGUCAUCUAGUACCAUUAGAAUUAGAAAGAAUCUUAGGGUUUGUGGGGAUUGUCAUACUGCUACAAAGUAUAUAUCUAAGGUUACGGGAAGGGAUAUCAUAGUGAGAGAUGCUCACAGAUUCCACCAUUUUAACAAAGGAACAUGCUCUUGUGGGGAUUAUUGGUGAUGUGUUAUGGUCUGAUUCUAGUAUUGCCAACAUAUUUGUGCUUUUACUGGAGGAGAAAUGCUGCGAACUAUGACCAGGCUGGGGUAUUUUGCAUAGUCGGAAUGCAUGUAUUUGUGGAGGAAGAUCCUGGGAUACUAAGGAAGGUACAGAUAGGGCUACCAUGAUGCUUUAGAGCUAUAGAAAGGUCAACUGAACAAAAGUUCUGAUUGCAUAACGACAAGAUUUUGUGGAUGGGACUAUAAAUUUUAAUAUUCAAGGGCUGGAAUUGGGGCUGUUCUUGGAGAUGAAAUAAGGCAAUGCAAUGAUGGCAUUGAGCGGGAACAGAAAUGCUGUUGAGGAUAUGGAAGAUAUUGA
Molecule: messenger RNA, 2545 nt
Organism: Juglans microcarpa x Juglans regia
Lineage: Eukaryota; Viridiplantae; Streptophyta; Magnoliopsida; Fagales; Juglandaceae
Product: pentatricopeptide repeat-containing protein At1g11290, chloroplastic-like
Exons: 2
Coding region: 29-2191 (720 amino acids)
Biological process (GO): RNA modification
Molecular function (GO): RNA binding; zinc ion binding; protein binding
Source: RefSeq, a predicted model, not a curated record